Brassica oleracea var. oleracea is the source of this 1308-nucleotide messenger RNA. RefSeq lists its product as uncharacterized. Lineage: Eukaryota; Viridiplantae; Streptophyta; Magnoliopsida; Brassicales; Brassicaceae. The record is from RefSeq and is a predicted model, not a curated record. The coding region runs from base 1 to 1308 and encodes 435 amino acids. The transcript has a single exon.
AUGGAGUAUUAUGGACGUCUUGCCAAGAUGUGGGAAGAGCUAGAUAUGUACAAACCAGUUCCAGCCUGCAGUUGUAGUGCUGCUAUUGAAUAUGAGAAGGAACGAGAACAAGAGAAGGUUCAUCAAUUUGUUAUGGGUCUUGAUGAGUCUCGCUUUGGUGUUGUCUGUCAAGGGAUCAUAGCAAGUGAUUCAGUGAUAGAUCUUGGUGAUGCUUAUGCCAAAGUAGUUCGCGAAGAACAGAGACUCAACUCCUCGAAAGAUAGAGAAUCUCAGCAGAAUGCGAUUGGGUUUGCUGCAAAGAAAGAAAACAUUGACUCUUCCAACGCAGCUCAGACACGUCGUACCAAUCUUCAGUGCUCACAUUGUAGCCGGAGUGGACACGAGAAAUCUAACUGCUGGCAAUUGGUAGGCUUUCCAGAUUGGUGGGAAGAAAGAUCAACAAACAGAGGAGAUAACAGAGGAUCUAGAGGUGGUUGCGGUCGCGGUGGUUUCAACUCUGAUCGCAACAGAAACUCAAGUACACGAGCUAACAGUGCUCAAGCUACUACAUCAAACUCUUCUUCCUUUCCAGUGUUUACAAAAGAACAAGUGAGAGCUCUAAUGCAGAUGAUCAAUGACAAAACCAAAUCAUCUGAUAAGCUGUCGGGUAAGAAAAUAUAUGGUGAUCUUAUCCUUGAUACAGCUUCUCAUCACAUGACAGGAGCUGUCUCGUUACUAGAGAAUGUCAAGAGUAUUCCGCCUUGUCCAGUUGGAUGUGCGGAUGGGAACAAAACUUAUGCUACUCGCAUUGGCACAUUCACCUUAUCGGACAAAAUAACACUUAUCAAUGUGUUAUAUGUUCCGAACCUUAACUGUUCUCUUAUCUCUAUGUCUAAGUUGUUACAUCCAAACUGUUUUGGUCUUAGAACAGACACUAUUUGCAUCUUACAGGAUCAUUUCACGAGGACGCUGAUUGGAGCAGGUGACGAGCGAGAUGAGGUUUAUUUCUUUAAGGAUGUCAUGGCUGCGAGAGUUUCAGUUACUGAUACAGUUGUUAGUUCAGUGGAUCAGUUUCGGUGGCAUCAAAGACUAGGACAUCCUUCGUUGUCAGUGUUAUCUUCUUUAAAGUUGUGUUCGAUUUCGAAUAAAUCUGUUGCUCCAAGUCCUUGUGACACAUGUUUUAGAGCAAAACAGACUAGAGAAGUUUUUUAUGACAGUUCUAAUAAAACUACAGAAUGUUUUGAGCUUAUACACUGUGAUGUUUGGGGUCCUUACCGUACUAGAUCAUCAUCGGGAGCAGUUUACUUUCUAACAAUCGUAGAUGAUUAG